Corythoichthys intestinalis (scribbled pipefish) is the source of this 1708-nucleotide messenger RNA. It is a transcript of the gene vamp8, whose product is annotated as vesicle-associated membrane protein 8 (endobrevin). The record is from RefSeq and is a predicted model, not a curated record. Bases 382 to 750 code for a protein of 122 amino acids. Gene Ontology annotation, cellular component: mucin granule; SNARE complex; plasma membrane. The transcript is spliced from 3 exons. Gene Ontology annotation, molecular function: SNAP receptor activity; syntaxin binding. NCBI's taxonomy places the organism in Eukaryota, Metazoa, Chordata, Actinopteri, Syngnathiformes, Syngnathidae. Gene Ontology annotation, biological process: vesicle fusion; SNARE complex assembly; mucus secretion.
UUUAGUUUAAAUUACCACUUUGGAAAUGUUAAAGUACAACAAGCAAGCUAAUGUACUUAACCGUGUGGUUUUGGGACAACACUAUUUUGAUUAUUUAUUUGAUUCGGGUGGACAUUGUCCAAAGGGGAAUUUUGGUACUUACUUUCUUUUGCAAAUACCCUAGCAACGUAUGAUAACAGUCAGUGACCAACAUACGGCAUACGGCACAAAGGAAUGAAGUUUGAAAGUCAGGGGAGGAAAAAAUAACCAGGAAGUUGAACAAGAGGAAGCGUACUAGUCUUCCGUGCAGUAUUCAAUUCCUCCCGUACAAGAGAUACAGCUUGGCCAAACUGUAUCUACUUCGAAAAUAAGUCAAUUAUCGAUUGUGCUGUUGGCCACAAGAUGGAUUACGACCCGGAGCUGGCGGGUGCGGCUGGAACAACGCAGCAAAUCGAUAAAGUGCAGUCCCUAAAGAGUGAAGUAGAUGGCGUGAAACACAUCAUGACGCAAAACGUGGACCGAAUCCUGGCCCGCGGAGAGAGAUUGGAUGAUCUGAUGGGCAAAUCGGAGGAUCUGCAAGAUGGGGCCAAACACUUCAAACACACAUCACACAAAGUGGCUCGCUCCUAUUGGUGGAAAAACGUCAAGCUGAUCAUUGUCAUCGUGGUGGUCGUCCUCAUCAUCGUGCUCAUCAUUAUCCUGCUGGCCACAGGCGUCAUCCCCGUCAGUGCCCCCGUGCCGCCCAUUGUGCAGCCCACCAUUAAGCCUUAAAAACACGCAUGAAGUUAUAUUGUACAUACAGACUUAAUUUAAUCAUUUAGCACAUUCUUCUUGCACAGUUACAAAAAGAUGGGACAUGUUUAGCUGCUGUCCUAUGAAACUUUUUUAGGCUAAACCAGUUACGGUUAAGUUCAGUUUUUAUGUGGUAGUUUUUUUUCCACCCAUGAUUUGUUUUGUAGCGGUUUUGCGGCCAGACCGUCUAAAAAAGUUGUUCAUUCAAUUUAAAUAUCCAUUUAAAUUGUCUCUUGAAAUAUAGUUUGUAAGACAAUGCUUUUAUGACGUUAAAAUUAGCUUGGCGAAUUAUGUAAUUGAAAAAUCACACUAGAGUGUUUAACUGUGUAACUUUUCUGCAAAAUUCUAUUCAUUCCGCUUUAUUCUACUGUUCAGAAUGUUUUCCGUUGGCCAUGUAAAAUUCACUGAUAAAAUGUUAGUUAAGUGUCAAUAGGCAGAGCAGCAGCACUGUUAUCUUGAAGGUCAAUUUAAAUCCCUCUAACUUGUAUAUAGUUUAAAUUUUUCCAUUUAUCUGUGUACAGUAUAUAUGACUGUCUUUCAGCUAUAUGUUAAUGAAUAUCUGUUAUGUAGGGGUAUUUAUUACAUGCGUUAUGAUGUAAGUAGGCUUUUUUAAAAUCAAUUAUGAUCUAUGUCGCAAAUAACAUUUAGGGACACGCGUCACAUUUAUUUUUGAGGUGAGAAAACCUUACAUGCCUUCUAAAAUGUCUGUAUUUUAACCUUUACAUUUUCUUGGUGUCAAUUUGUGGUCAUUCUGUGAUUUUUUUUAUUUAUAUUUAUCUUCCCUUUGACUCAAGAGACUUCAGCCUGUUGUUACUGUCAUAAUGACCUCCUGAGCCUUGACUACCUAAACUAGUGAUCCAGCUUUUUCCAACUGAAAAUGAAUUGUCAUGUGUUGGUUUUAGUUUUCUUAGAUGAAAUAAAUGCAUUUACUUCUCGA